Necator americanus (New World hookworm) is the source of this 1677-nucleotide messenger RNA. RefSeq lists its product as uncharacterized. Lineage: Eukaryota; Metazoa; Nematoda; Chromadorea; Rhabditida; Ancylostomatidae. Bases 1 to 1677 code for a protein of 558 amino acids. The transcript is spliced from 13 exons. The record is from RefSeq and is a predicted model, not a curated record.
AUGUGGAAAUGGUUUGUAGCUGUACUCUUGCUGCCAUACGCUAAAGAAACAUACGUAACGAAUAUCAGGAAAAGAGUAGAAAUGAAAAGAGUGAGGUAUCAGCGUGGCUUUAAAUUCGAAGACUUUUGCAAGGUUGGAAUUGCAAUGUACACCACAUCUCGAGGAUAUUGGAAAUGUAAAAACCAGAGCGAAUGUCCUAGUGGAUAUUCAUGCACAAACAGCGGUAGCUUCAGUGUCUGCUGUCCUACGGAAGAUCUAUGUCCAACAGGAUGUCCGGUCAGCAACGAAACUGGGAUACGAUUGUGUCAAGAAAGUUAUGAUUGCAGUCAAGAGACCGUGUGCACCAGUCACGACCAUUCCAUCGGAGUUUGUUGUAUGUCAGAGAUUAUGUGUGCAUUUGGGUUGCCUCAAAUAGAGAGUUUUAAUCCAUACCCAGUCAUUCAAAAUUGUGUGCUGUCUCAAGACUGUAACAUUGGUUAUGUAUGUGUUGCACGUUAUGAAGACAAAGAAGGCUACUGCUGUCCAGAACGCGAACAAAACUACAUGACAUCUAAACAAAUGGAACAUUUCAAAGAGCUAUAUCAGAAAAACGAGGAGAAGAUUGCACGACGCAAGAGCUUAAAGCGAGAUAUCACCUAUAUGAUUCCAGUAGUCGGCACACCACUUCUCGGUAUCAUUAUCUUAUGUUGUUUCCACAUGAGGAAUGAAUUACAACGUAGUGAAGAACAACGACGUAUCAACGCAUUUAUAGCAAGGAAAAAGAAAAGAGUGCAAAAAAUGCCGUCUGCGGAAAUCAAAAAGGGCGAGUUCAAGUAUCAAGGAGUGCUGAAAAUGAGUGCAAAAAUUGGAGAAAUUAAACACGCUCUGGAUGACGAAUCUUCAAGGAGUCUUAGCGAGAUUGGGUUUGACAUCAAAUACAAUGAAGUUGUUGUCAUUGGUUCUGAAGUUGAGAGUAUUGAGGAAGUUCAUGAAUCAGUAAACGAUGAGUUGUCGAUGUCAAAAAGAUCGACAGUUGGAGCGGGAAUCAAGGAGCGGAAAAGGAGAUCAAAAUCACAUGAAAAUCAGGGAAUAAAUAAGCCGCAAACUACCUUGAUUCGUGUAAGAAACUCAUUGACACGGAAGAAACGUUCCUCCGGAUCAAAAAAGAUUUCACCUACACGAUCUCGAUUGAAGUCAUUAAGGACUAAAGAAAAAAACACUAAUUCAUCAACGAACGGAUCAACAACGAAUGAAUCGACGAAAUCGAUAACUGGCGUGAAACCGGAGGAGAUGAGCGGCUCGUUGAACAACGAAGACACCUCGAAGACAACCAAAACGAGUAAUUCCCAAUCAGAAAGUCGAAGAAUUCAUCAAGCGGAUUGUAAUAAAUCGGCGCAACCAUCAUCUUUAACUCCGCGCGGAAUCUCUUCCACUUCACCAUCAAGAAGUACCACUCUACACCCAACUAUCGCAUCGGAACAUAAUUUUCGUAGAAAAGCUAAACAAUAUGUUGGUAAAAUGGUGAAUCCUGGUGUUUUAAAUACGGAUUUAUUUGGCGAUGGUGGAAUGACGGAGUCACUCCCUGGUGAUAGUGAUAUGGGACGCUCACAAAGAUCAUCGCGUUUAUCCAGGAAUAAGCCCACUUCAGAAACAGAUAGAUUGUCUUCUAUGGUAAGGCGACGAUAUUCGAAUGUGUGA